AGUCGCGUGUGGUGGAUGCAUUUCCCUCACGGACACGCGACUAGCUGGUAGACGUACGUGUGCCAGCAGUCUUUCUCCGGCCCGGACGUGGAUGACACAGUGAACCGGGUUAUUAAAACUUCGUAUAUUCACGUAAACAACAACGAAAAAUAAGCGUUUAGACCUUGAGUACAGAGGAUUAUUACCACUUGUGAAGAGAAUUGCGUUAAAUGGUGCAGACAUCUGCGUAAUGGUGCUGAAAGUUGCGUAAUACUGCAAUGUGCUCCUCAACAGACUCCAGCAUGGCAGAUACGCAGAAAUCCCGCAGAAGUAACAAGCCGCUGAUGGAGCGCAGACGAAGGGAGAGAAUCAAUCAUUGUCUCAACGAACUCAAGACCUUGGUCCUCACCGCUCAGAGGAAAGAUCCAACCCGGUACAGCAAGUUAGAGAAGGCGGACAUUCUAGAAAUGACGGUGCGCCACGUACAGUCUCUCCAUCGUCAGGAGAUUUCAACCUCCCGUAACCUCAACGCUGACUCCACCGCCAAAUAUCGCGCUGGCUUCUCCCAGUGCGCCGCCGAGGUCAGCAGAUUCCUCUCCAGUUUGAGUGGUUUGCCUCCUAACCUUCACGCCCGCGUCCUCUCGCACCUCAGUGCCUCUGCCUCACCAGAACCUCCAAGCGUGAAGACUGAAACGGAAGUAGAGGGCGUCCCGGUGCCCAAGGCGUCGCCUCAGCCACAAGAUGCACCACAAGGGGUGCCUCUAGUCCAGGCACGACUGGUAUCAGGACAGCUGGCACUGGUUUUGCCAGCCUGGACUGCCAUUCCGUCUGGAAACAGUUCCCCUAGCAAUGCAGCUUCACCGGAGGCUGCAGGUGCUCCCUCCUCCCCGGAGUCAGCACGGGGCAGCCCACAGUCCACGCCUGACGCCCCGGAAGACCGAGCCAGCCCCGAGACCUGCACCAGCAGUAAUAAUUUACCGUCCACCCGCUUGGAACAACCGUUCAGCCCCACCAGUCAACCCGUGGCUGCAACAGGUCACCAACCAGCCCCACAGAUGGUGCCACUAGACCUGGCCACACCCCAUCGUCGCUCUGGCCCUCUGGCACAAGGAUCCACCAGACAACGAGCCUUUACAGUGUCUGUGGGCGUGGCACCGUCCCCGCCUCACACUCGUAAAGCUGCGGUAUUUGCCAGCCCCGCCUCACCACCUGUGGCACAGCGACCUUUAAAAUGUGUUACCGUGGCUGCAGCAGCGAGCGGACAGUGCCACAGGCUUCGUGAAGUUCGUCACGCUCCUUACCCCCCUCACAACCCCACUCACAAACCAAACCACAACCUCCACCACCAGCAGAACCCACACUGGCGCCCUUGGUGAACCUACAGCUAUUACAAAAGCAAGAUUUUAUCAUAAUAUCUUACUCAAGGAGAGACUUAUCAACUUUAAUAAAGCUCUCUCUAACCUAAACAUUAUGAUAAACCCUUAAGCAGUUUCACAUGUAUUUUUCCUGUGUCCUUUUCAUCUGCUUUUUGCCUCUAAUACCUAAUCUCAGUGGUCACAUGAACCACUCGUCAUACAUGUAUAUAUUCACCUGAAAUGUAUAUUGUUGGAUGCAGAAAUGAACAAAAAAUGACUUCUUCCGGUCCUGUUAUCAGUGCCUUUGUAAUUCUGUACCUGAACCACUGGCAUGUGUCCUGUGUCACUGCAGGUGGCUUGAAUCUCAUUGUCUUUCAUCAAUAUUAUUUUUAACCAAUGUUAUUUUCUACGCAAUUCUUACACAUCUAUAAACUACUGUAAAUAUGACUUAGUGUUCCUAAUUCCGAUGGUGCUGUGAUGUGCGUGUGUGGUGUAUUUACCUGUCGUUGCAGGGGGUGUCGAUCCUUAGCUCCUGGCCCCGUUUCUCCGAUGGCAGGCACUGGGUUCGCUCUUCUAGCUGCGCAAGCUCCAUGUGUGUGUGUUGUGUGUAUACAGUGUGUAUGCCAUGAAGAAGAGUGAGUAGUUCCUGUUUGUGUAUGUACGUGUACCAUUAAGGUGUGUACAAACGCACGUGUAUUUCACAGGAGAGAUGCUUGGUACGCUUGCUCAAGAGAGAGAGAGAGAGAGAGAGAGAGAGAGAGAGAGAGACUGACAAGAGUUGAUGAUCGUAAGUUAUGUUGUUGAACGAGAGAGGCUGGUGACAGUAUUUCACUCCCUCUAGUAAGACCUCUAGUAGUGAACACUCAAGAAGGGGGGGGGUUGUUUAAAACUAGCUGGGGUUGUUUAAAACCAGCUAGGAGUGUUCAAAACCAGCUGGGGGUGUUCAAAACCAGCUGGGGGUGUUCAAAACCAGCUGGGGGUGUUCAAAACCAGCUGGGGGUGUUCAAAACCAGCUGGGGGUGUUCAAAACCAACUGGGGGUGUUCAAAACCAGCUGGGGGUGUUCAAAACCAGCUGGGGUGUUCAAAACCAGCUGGGGGUGUUUAAAACUAGCUAGGGUUGUUCAAAACCAGCUGGGGUUAAGUUCAACUGGUCUUAACAAGCUGGGUUACACUUGUUUUCCCCUUGACUGUAAUAACUCAUUGGAAACUCAAAAAAAUCAUUACCAGUACAAAUAUGAGUGCAUAUGUACCUAUAUUUCAUAAAUAAAUAU
Molecule: messenger RNA, 2606 nt
Organism: Cherax quadricarinatus
Lineage: Eukaryota; Metazoa; Arthropoda; Malacostraca; Decapoda; Parastacidae
Product: transcription factor HES-4
Biological process (GO): regulation of neurogenesis; anterior/posterior pattern specification; regulation of transcription by RNA polymerase II
Cellular component (GO): nucleus
Molecular function (GO): protein dimerization activity; DNA-binding transcription factor activity, RNA polymerase II-specific; RNA polymerase II cis-regulatory region sequence-specific DNA binding
Source: RefSeq, a predicted model, not a curated record